Messenger RNA from Hippocampus zosterae (dwarf seahorse), 3759 nucleotides. RefSeq names its product thyroid hormone receptor beta (gene thrb). NCBI's taxonomy places the organism in Eukaryota, Metazoa, Chordata, Actinopteri, Syngnathiformes, Syngnathidae. The record is from RefSeq and is a predicted model, not a curated record. Bases 326 to 1852 code for a protein of 508 amino acids. Gene Ontology annotation, molecular function: RNA polymerase II cis-regulatory region sequence-specific DNA binding; nuclear receptor activity; zinc ion binding. Gene Ontology annotation, biological process: cell differentiation; thyroid hormone receptor signaling pathway; negative regulation of transcription by RNA polymerase II. The transcript has 9 exons.
AUUUUGUUUCUUCAAUUAUAUUGGAAUCCAUCGUUUUCUGCCAUGUGCUUUUGUUCUGAAUCACAUUCUACCGCCUUGAGUAUUUACAAGAGAGUAUUUACCAUAGGUGGAAUGCGAAAGGUUUUAAUCUGUGACAUCGCUCCUGUCUGUGGCACAUCAAGGAUUUGUGGAGUGUGAGAUUAGGGCUGUACGUCGUCAUAAAUCUCUACGUCCCAAUUCAGCUGCGCGGUGGCGGGUGGGCACUUGCUCGUUGUGGUCUGUGAUGUUAUUGGACAAUUGAGCAGACGUACCUUUAGGUUUUUACACUCGCUCUUCUUUUGGCUGGAUGAAUUGCUGCUUACCGGACAUUUCUGAGAUGUCUCACUCAAUGGUUGGUGAAUAUACAAUUCAGGGUGGUGGAGAACACUGUCUGUACGCAAGUGAAGGAUCGGGAUAUGGACACUGUGAACCCCAACCGCUUCACCAUCCGCCGUGCCUGGAGCAGGUUUGGCCAUCAAGCCAGCACUAUAAUUAUUUGUAUAGCGCUGUCCCUUCCUGUUUCAAGACUGACUUUUGUAACAUGGAGAUCCCGCUCAAUAAUUUUCAUUAUCACCCCGAGUAUUCUCCCGAGGUUAAAUCAGACUGCUCACAUGUACAAUGGAUGCAAGGAGCACACAAGAAAGGGUACAUACCAAGUUACCUGGACAAAGAUGAGCUCUGCGUAGUAUGUGGGGACAAAGCUACGGGCUAUCACUAUCGCUGUAUCACCUGUGAAGGUUGUAAGGGCUUCUUCAGGCGGACAAUUCAGAAAAACCUCAGGCAAACCUAUGCUUGUAAGUACGAGGGAAGAUGUGCCAUAGACAAGGUGACCAGAAACCAGUGCCAGGAUUGUCGCUUCAAGAAAUGUAUAGCGGUUGGAAUGGCUACAGACUUGGUGUUGGAUGAGAGCAAGCGGCUCGCCAAGCGCAAGCUGAUUGAGGAAAACCGGCAGCGUCGCCACAAGGAGGAGCUACAAAAAACAGUGAUGGAUCAACACGAGCCCUCCGAUAACGAGUGGGACCUCAUUCGUAUGACUACUGACGCCCAUAUGGCCACAAAUGCUCAAGGAAAUUACUGGAAGCAGAAGCGGAAAUUCUUGGUGGAGGAAACAUUGCUUCUUAAUGAAAUAACAUGUAAUUUAUUCUAUACCUCUGACCAGAGCACAGCGGGGAUGGCUGAAACUAAGCCUGCCAAUAGUGGUCAUUCAUCCACGGCAAAUAUCCUUGAAGGAAAUCAAGUGGAUUUAGAGGCAUUCAGGCAAUUUACAAAAAUUAUCACCCCUGCCAUAAAACGAGUGGUGGACUUUGCCAAAAAACUGCCCAUGUUUUGUGAGUUGCCAUGUGAAGACCAGAUCAUUUUGCUGAAAGGCUGUUGUAUGGAAGUCAUGUCGUUGCGUGCUGCUGUUCGCUAUGAUCCAGAGAGUGAGACUCUCACACUUAAUGGAGAGAUGGCAGUCACGCGAGGUCAACUGAAGAAUGGAGGCCUGGGUGUAGUGUCGGACGCCAUUUUCGACCUUGGUGUCUCACUCGCCUCCUUUAACUUGGACGACUCUGAGGUGGCUCUUUUACAAGCAGUUAUUCUGCUUUCAGCGGAUCGCCCAGGCCUGAGUUGUGUGGAGCGGAUCGAACGCUGCCAAGAGGAGUUCCUGCUAGCUUUUGAACAUUACAUCAACUACCGCAAACAUAAAUUACCUCAUUUCUGGCCGAAGCUGCUCAUGAAGGUUACAGACCUGCGAAUGAUUGGAGCCUGCCAUGCAAGCCGAUUCCUUCACAUGAAAGUGGAGUGUCCGACUGAGUUAUUCCCUCCUCUUUUCCUGGAGGUAUUUGAGGACUGAGCAGAGGAUUUUGAUAGAAGAAAAAAAUGUUUGUGUGGGAGCACUUGAAUGUCCCAUAAUAGGUGGAACUAGAGUCAUUUUAUUUGGUAGUUUGAGUAGUUCUAUGAUUAUUUUGACUGGACGCAUUACUUUCUGUGUGGGUAUGUGUGAAUAGCAUUCUUGUUUUUUGCUUUGUUUCUUUCUCUAAAAUGUGGAAUAAAGAUGCAAGACCACGACAUAUUUUCUUCACUUUAUCAGAACACAAUACGAAUCAAUUUGGACCUCUGUAUCCUAUAGACCAGUGGUCCCCAACCCCUGAGCCGCGGACCAGUACCGGUCUGUGGGUCAUUUGGUACCAGGCGCACAGAAAGAAUAACCUACAUUACUUCCGUUUUAUUCAUUCAUGAACCUGAAAGAUAUUUUAUUUUUUUACCGGAUUCUCUGUUACAUCCGUCAACAGUCUCAGUCAACACACGCGCUUCUUGGUCACGUGAUAGGUUACCGUGAAAAUGAAACCCAGGAGCGAGCAAAAGGAGUAAAAAAAACAAACGUCUUUGGAAAGAGGAAAAGGCCCAGCCAGGAGACAGAAGAGAAGCCGACGACUCUCAAGAAAAAGAAGGCCACAUUUAAUAGACAGUGUCUGGACUCGUACUUAACCCUUAGGUCCUUCGAAACAAAAAAACCCUAAGUUAAGCGUUUUAUUCAUUCAUUCAUUCAUCUUCCGUACCGCUUGAUCCUCACUAGGGUCGCGGGGGGUGCUGGAGCCCAUCCCAGCCGUCUCCGGGCAGUAGGCGGGGGACACCCUGAAUCGGUUGCCAGCCAAUCGCAGGGCACACAGAAACAAACAACCAUUCGCACUCACACUCACACCUGCGUUUUACAAUUUUGGAAAUGAUGUAUGUUGUGUUAUACAAACAUUUUUUUUUCAAAAACUAUUUUUUUUUUUGCAAAAUGAAAAAAAAAAUUGUGUCUGGAGGUCCCAACCAAGCCCUACUAACAAUCCCGACUGGACGUGUUCAUGUAAAAUGCAUUGGUUUGAAGCCUCCUGCAAAAAGGCAAACUCAUUUACGAUCCUCUGACGCCACCUAAAAGUUGCACAAUUGGAAUGACCUCAACCCAACGAUGUGGCAUGCAUACGUCUGUCCAAGCGAAAACAAAGCGAUUGACGUAAAAAUCGUGUGAAAUGCAUGUUUACACAUUAGGUUUACGAUGCAUUAAAAAAUAUGAAUUAUAAUGGGUCUUUAUGGUGCAAAAUAUGUAAAUUGAGAAGAUUACGGAAUCAAAACCUUUUUUAUUAUUGCUGCAAUGCCUGAGAAUUAUCAGCCGGUGACGUCAUGAAAUUUCGGCCAUUUUAGAACCCCCCCAUACGUUUCAGCUCUUUCGUGUUUUUCCGAAUGCCUUUGCCAUUGAUUCAAAGACAUAAUUUUGCAUUUAUCGCAAACGGUGGACGACGAGGGUUAAAAUCCGUCUUUAUCUCAACGGGAAAUUCCCACACAACAAGCACACUCUGCAUAAUAUGCAGCAAUGGUGAGUCGUAUUUUUCAUGCACUUUGUAUUCGUGGUCCAUCUUAUUUUGAAGGCAUGUUUAAACGUUAACAUUGCGAACAGCGAGUGUUGCGGCCAGAUAGGAUGUUCCUCGUGUCAUGAUUUGUGUUUAUUUUUCUGUUUCGAAAAUACCAUUCGAAAUUUUGUUGUAUUUAUCUGGCCUUAACGUUGGCCCCCGAAAAUAUUGUCUGACAUUAUACAGGGCGGUGGUGAAAAAAAGAUUGGGGGAACGCUGCUUUAGACGUCGUCAGAGCGCACAGAGAAAUAGAGACACGAGCAUGUCUAUGUGUGUAUGUAUAUAUAUAUAAAAGAGAGAGAGAGAGAGAGAAAGAAUAUGUUAAUGAGAGCUGGACAGUCACGCCCUUAAGCAACUAAUAAGAUAA